GAGGGGGCGGCGGCGGCAAUAGUAGUCGGUACCGGAGGCGUUGGGUGGCGGCGGGCGGGGCCUGGGCCGGCAGGGCCAGCGACGGCGACAAGGAACCCCACUCCAUUCCCCUCUCUUCGGUGGCUGGCCGUUGCCGGGAGAAGCGGGGAGACAUCCUGAAAUCCUGGAACUGCACUGAAAGAAAACAGGGCAGUACUUGAAGGCUUGACAAAUGCAUCCCAGGUUGAAAAACUGCUGUAUUCCUUCUCCUCUUCCUCCUUUAGAAAACUGACUUUUUUAAAGAGGUAAGAGAGAAGCAAAAGUAGUAAGAAAAUGCUGGGAUCAGAACGAGGUGUCGUGGAAGAAUGGCUGUCAGAAUUCAAGGCAUUACCUGAAACACAAAUUUCCAGCUAUGCAGCUACAUUGCACCGAAAAAAAACACUGGUACCAGCUCUUUAUAAGGUCAUUCAAGACCCAAAUAAUGAGCUCCUGGAGCCUGUUUGCCAUCAGCUCUUUGAACUUUAUCGUAGUUCUGAAGUUCGACUCAAGAGAUUCACCCUGCAAUUUUUACCAGAGUUGAUCUGGGUAUAUCUGCGACUUACUGCCAGCAGGGACAGGCAAAGUAAUGGUUGCAUUGAAGCAUUGCUGCUUGGCAUUUACAACUUGGAAAUUGCUGACAAAGAUGGAAACAACAAAGUUUUAUCUUUCACCAUCCCUUCAUUAUCUAAACCCUCAAUAUAUCAUGAGCCCUCAACUAUUGGAUCCAUGGCUUUAACUGAAGGAGCUCUAUGUCAGCAUGAUCUCAUCAGGGUAGUUUACAGUGAUCUUCAUCCUCAAAGAGAAACCUUCACAGCACAAAACCGGUUUGAGGUGCUGAGCUUUCUUAUGCUGUGCUACAAUUCUGCUAUUGUCUAUAUGCCUGCCUCUUCUUACCAAUCACUUUGUAGGAUGGGUUCCAGGCUGUGUGUGAGUGGAUUUCCGCGGCAGCAUGAGAAACGCUGGAAAGAACACUGUGGUAGAGUGGUGUUAGACCCUGAUUUCAUGGUGCAGCUGCUCACAGGUGUCUAUUAUGCCAUAUAUAAUGGUCAGUGGGAUCUUGGCCAGGAGGUAUUGGAGGACAUAAUUUACAGAGCACAGCUUGAACUCUACUCACAGCCUCUGCUGGUUGCAAAUGCCAUGAAGAAUUCACUGCCCUUUGAUGCUCCUGAUUCAUCACAAGAAGGCCAGAAGGUACUGAAAGUAGAAGUUACUCCGACAGUACCGAGGAUUUCUCGGACUGCCAUUACAACAGCUUCUAUCCGUCGUCAUCGCUGGAGGAGAGAAGAUGGCUUUGACUUCUCAAACGAGGCUGACUCAAGCAUACCUGGCUCACCGAUCCAACACGGCUCCACAGACCUAGGGAUCAAACGUGAGCAAGAGGGGGAGGUGCUGAUGCGCAGGACCCCUGAGCAUGGCUUCCCGGAGCCCACCUUGGCAGCAGCCACAACAGAGGAUACUGAAGGUGUAAAUGGAAGAGAGGAAUCUGUGAACCUUAAUGAUGCUGAUGAAGGAUUUUCAUCAGGAGCUUCCCUCAGCAGCCAGCCCGUUGGGACCAAACCUCAAUCAUCAGUAUCCCAGAAGGGCAGCUUAAGGAAAACAGCAAGUGGGCGUUCUGCUAAGGAUAAAGAAACCUCUUCUGCAGCAAAAUCCAAUGACAGCCCUCGAGAUUCAGUAGCUCGGAAGCAGUACAUGCACCAAUCUGCUGACCUUGGUGCAGAUAUAAUUGAGAUGACACCUACUAAAAAACACCUCAGCCUGCCUGCUGGGCAGGUGGUGCCAAAAGCCAACAGUUUGAGCCUGAUCAGGACCGCCAGUGCUUCCUCCAGUAAAUCGUUUGACUAUGUGAAUGGCAGUCAAGCAGGCUCCAGUGUUGGAGCUGGUACAGAUGGUGUCACCAAUCUAGCAGCUGGCAACACCAAUCGGUUUUCAACUAUCAGCCUACAGGAGGACCGACUAGGCCAAGCUGGGGAAGGUAAAGAUCUCCUUCCCCCAGGAGCUCCCCUAACCAAGCAGUCUCGAUCUCCAAGUUUCAAUAUGCAGCUGAUAUCCCAGGUGUAACUUUGACUCCCUUCCUUAGGACUCCUUGUUUCCCUUUAAUCCCCAGGCAAGUUCAUCCUUAGGCAAAACGUGAACCAUCAUCCCGCAGUGUGAAAAUACUGACUGUUGUGAUCUUGUUUGAUUUGGUUUAGCUAUCAUACUGUAUUACUGAAACAGCAAUAAUUCUUCCCUCACCUUCAUUCCCCCUCCUGCCCCCCUUGUAAACAUGGUUGUGAAGCAGUAUAUAAUGUACUGUAUGCCUUUUUCCAUGCCUUCCUUUCUCCUUGGGUGAUGUGCAAUCCAUCGUAGGCUGAUCAGUCCCAUUUCAACACUGUGAGACUGGAGACACCGGCGGAAAUGGUGAAUGUGAUCCCUAUGAGAUGAUGCUUUGGCUUUGUUAAGAAAUAGAAACGGGUUUGUUUUCUCGGUCUACAGUACUGCAAAGACUACUGGAUCAUGACUUUUCUUUCUCAGAACCAGGAGUGCCUCAGAGAUUCUAGUGUGACUUUGGACCUCUCUGAGUCUGUGCAAUCAAUUCUGGGGAGGGGAUUGUCAUUGCUGCUCCUGGCUGCCUACAGCACUUUUUUCAUUAAAAUGAGGGUAGUUUUUUCUUGCCUGCCCCAAGUCUCUCAUCCCAGAAGCUUUUGAUGUUCAGCAACUGAGACAUGCAUAUUAACAAGUUGUUUUCCCUCAAAGAGAGGAUUCUAAGUAGAUAAUGUAGGUUACAAUGCACUUCUGAUGGCGUUGUAGCCAUAUGUAAUGUUACAUGUCUUCCCCUCCAGGACACAGGGUCAUUCUGCAUAGAGACUAAAAUUUAGACAACAUCUGCUGUUAAAGCAAUUUGGUUUGUAAGUGGAAGGGAAACACUACUUUCCCAGGAACUAAUAGCUAGCUCUGCUCCAUUUUUGUUGUUGUUGUUAUUCUUGUGAGGUGCUGAUCACUGAAUUGAAAAGUGUAUUCGGGUAAAGAAUAUUUCUCAGGCUGCUUUCUAUGGUAUCAUGGCUGUUUGACACCCCUGCCCGCCUCAGCUGCUUUCUCAGUGUCCCUGAAUUCAAUGACAGAGUCAUUUGAAGAAUCCUGCAGUACAGACAGACUCUUAAGGGGCUGUCUCAGGGAUAGAGACAAUAGUUUGCUAGAAACACUGAAGCUUCAAUGUGAAAUGCUUUUCUAGAAACACCAUUUGUGCAAAGGGGUACUGACAGUCCUUUUUUCCCAGAAGGAUCACACCUCAUUGCCUUGGUAUUUAUAAUCCAUUGAGUUUUUUUCAUUCUUACUUUAGUGGAUUGGUCCUACUCUAGAAAAUUCAGAACUCAUGCCAUUGAGCCAUGCCUUGAAUGUAUAUGACUGGUGUAUGGGCACUGGCUGGUACUAGAGAACACUGCUUAGAAGCACAUUUCUGGUUACACAGGAGAAUUUUUGUCAUUCUCUCUCCAUCUCUCUGUCUCUUUUUGGAUUGCUAGAGAGAAAAGGGGAAAGUUCAUCCUCUAUGCUGAAGUAAUGUAUAAUAUCCUGGAAGUUUACAAAUUGUAAACCCACAGGAAAGAGUUACGAUCUUUAUGUGGGCACUUUGGUUUCACUGUCACUGUGAAGGAUAAACAUAAGCAGUUAAAAAUAGCAGGCGAUCUUUGAAUGAUAGUCCUUCGAAAACCAGGACAAUGACAUCAUGUUGCAUUGCUGGUAGUUGGUUUUGGUUUUGUUCGGGUUUUUUUUGCUUUUGAAUAUCAUUAUUUCAAAUAGAAUUUUUUUUUUUAAUUUACAUUAAAAAUCAUUUAAAUAUUUGAAGGUUUUUUGUGGCAAGUGAUUUGGCAAGUCACUUUGGUAGUCUAAUCUUCAUAUCUUACAUUCAUAAAGUGAAUUAAAUGGCAACUGGACUGAUGCAGAGAUUCAAUUAAAGAGUAAAUAGAAUCAUCAGAAAGAAGACCUUACAGUUUCUAAAUUUAAGUUAAUCUUUAAGGGCCACCAGUCGCACACAGAUGGAGCUAAGGCAAAGUUGAAAUUAAGCUACGAUGCAUUUUUUGCAGAAAUGUCAAAAGCUGUAUGUGGUUAAAUGCUUCUUUAUUUUAUAAGGUUUUACUAGUGGAAACAAUUGGUAAGUUGUGGAUGAAAGUACAAAGUUUAUAUUUUGUAGAGACUAUCACAACAGAAAUUCUAUUAAAGAGCCAUGACUAAAUAGAAAAGGACCAAAUAAUUUGCUUAAAUCUUUGAAUUUUUGGGAAAGGAAAGGCCAGGAGUGUCAGCUAAUUUCUUAAGAAUUUUUUUUUUGGUUUAGUGUUUUAAAAAGUAAGAGUUGUUCAUUAGCAAGGUUCUCUACUUUCUACAUUUGCUGUUAUAGUCCAGAAGUUUUAGGACACUUAAAAUGGCAGCAGGCCACAUUUCACAGCCUUUUUUUUUUUUUUUCUCCUUGAAAUAUUCUUAUGUGUGGGGUCCCACACUAUUAAAUUAUUUCAGGCAAGUGAGACAGCUCAGUGACUUCAGAUAGGGAAGUCAAAUGUAUGUGCAUAAUUUUUUCGUUAAAACUUUAGUUAAACUACCUUUUCAGACAUUUUUACAGUUCUCAUUUUGAUGAUGUGCCUUUUGUUAUUGUAUCAUCCAUUGUAUUUUAGUUUGUUCUUGUGUAUAUAUACCUACCCCAUAUAAGGCUUUUUAAAGAGUUCAAAUUUAUCCCUGUUAAAAAAAAAAUAAUUUUUUUUGUUGCUGUGUGCUGAUGUGGUACAUCUAUAACUUCUUAAAAUUACCCUUUUAGUGCAAUGUUUCAGUUGUGGGAGCCUGUUUUGUCAUUUUUCAGACAAGUACUGUUCAACAUCUAUCUUACAAAAUGAGUCAUCACUAAUAUCUACAAACCAGCUGCGUUGACAGGCUUUGCCAGUGCUGUGUAUCAUGUUUAUCAUUAAUGCUUCUAGAUCUGUCUCAAACUAUGCCAGGGUAGUUUAAGAUCGUAGCAAAACUUUAUACACUGAAGUUCAGUACACUUCAAAUUACUGUGGCAGAAAUAAAAUUUGAAGUGUCGGGGAUAUGGGUUGAAGGAAUAAUCUGCCAUCUUUCUGAUUAUAUAUGCUAAUUACUAAACAAAGUACAAUUUUUUGACACCUGUGACAAAUAUUUAAACUUAAAUCUGUUUAUCCUGAGUUCACUCUGCUGUGUCUUGUUUUAGAACAUUUGGUACUUGACAUGAGGCACUAGAUUUUCUGCAGUAUUUCAAUGCAACUACAGCAUUAUAAAAGAGGGUAAAAAAGCAGAACACUACUGUUUUUUCCAGUGUAUGUAUGUGCACAUGCAUGCACAUAUACGUAAUUCUUAGGUGAGCAAGUGUUGGUACUAUAUUUUGAUGUAUAUAUACAAGUAAGUAGGGAUAAAUGAAUUAUUCCUUGAUACAAUGCUUACCACAUCACAAUAUGCUGUCAUUUUGUAACUCAUUUUUGUUGGACUUUAUAAUUUUAAGAAAACAUAAAAUGUUGGGAUUGCUAACUCCAGCUUGAUGUAUGCUUUUCAGGGUUUUAUCAUGGGCAGCUUUUUGGUUGAAUGAUGAGCCGUUUUUUCAUCCUGCAGGCAGCAAAGUGAUGAAGUAAAAAUACCUAUUAAAACAAAUGUUGCAAGAUGAUAGUUUAAAUUGCUGUAUUAUCCUUUUAGUUUUCAUUUGGAGACUUUGUACGCCAUUGUCCAUUUAACAUGCAGAUUUCUUUGAACACCCUUUCUGAUGUGAUUUUCCAGGGGUUUUUUUAACAGUAUAAUUCAUUCCAUAAUGCUGAACAUCAUGUUGCAGCCAGUAAGCAUUAGAUCUAGUAUUUGUAAUCUGCAAGUGUGUUGGUCUUAAAUACGGCAUUUCCAACAUACCCUUGCUAGCUUUAACAUAAAUCAAAUGAUCUGGUUUAACAUCAAAAUAGUGAAGAAAAAAAGAAAGUUUUCUGACAAAGUAUUUAUUUGCACUACUUACGAAUACUGGAGUUUACUGGGACAGGGUUUUUUCUCACCAUGUGAGGUUUACGUGUGUGUGGGUAGGUACAUACAUUUGUCACGUGUUGACAAUCAAUUGCCUCAACUGUGUGUAUACUGUAUGUAAAUAUGAACAUAUUUUUCAAGAUUAAGGGGGAGACCUGCAUCUUAAUGGUGGUAAAGCUGCUCUGUAGUAAGGUGACCCCAACUCUAAUCCCUUUUUGUCUCCAGAUACUAUGUGGCUUGUUUUACUUCUUUAAUGAAGAUUAUUGGUGUUCUUGGAAAAUUUUAGCUCCAGGGGAACUUUCCUCAAUAUUUAAUGUAUAGCAUGUUCAGAGAAUUAUAUUUUGAAAAAUUAAUUUUGGAAUAGAUAAUUCUAUGCUAUGGCUGUAUUUUAACCUAAGAGUUUAAACUUGUCCUAUUUUAUCAUGAACCAAUGGCUAUCUCUUUUAAGCGUUCAGCAUUUUGACUUCGGUCACAAACCAGAAAUUUUUGUGUAUCUUGGCUUACAGAUUUAAAUUAAUUUGAAAACUGAGUGAGAACCAAGAAUAACUUUUUGAGUAAAAUCAUGAAAAUCAAGCAGUACAGACCUAGGCACUGUACUCAUAAUCCUGGAGGAGGUGUGGAAAAUAUAAUGGAACAUGUUUGAAUGAAAUAUAUUUACUGCACACAAAACAAAAAGAUGUUUCUGAUGUUAGUAAAUCUAAUAAUCUCAUCCUUAAAUUCUGCAAUUCUCUCAUUGCCAAAGAUAUUGCUACCUUGGUAUGUUUAAUAUAGCAUUAAAGCCAUUAGCUAUGUCUCAUUUGUAAGAACCACUUACAUCAUAGCAAUAGUUUGCAUCAGAAGAGUAAACAUGCCCCUUUUUUAUUUAUUUAAAUUUCUUGUUUAGGAUAGCUGCAGGACUAAAGUUGCAAAAUAUCACUCUAUCAAGCAUGGUAAGCAAAGAAGCCAGACCCUCUGUACUUGCAUUGCAUUCUUGGUUUAUAUCAAAUUGUUCAAUAUUUCAUUUUUUCUUCAAUGUUUCAAAUGCUAUUUGUUUCUAGCAUAUGGGCCUUAAUAUCCCUUGAUUAUUUUUUGGUUUGUUUUCCCACUGGUACUUGGAUAAACUUUGCUGUGGAAAGCUUUUUUUGUAGGUGAUUCAGGGUGACAGAUCAUGACAUGGGUGUUGUGUUAGUUGGUGUAUCAGUCUGUCAAAAUUUGCACGUCAUGACCAGCUGAAGAGCCAAAAUGCUCACCUGCCUCUUACACAGUGGUGGAAGAGAUGGAGAGCUGUGAGCAGCUUGGUUUGUCAGUAGGUCCCAAAAACAAGCAGUAAGUGGAUUUUGCAAGACUGAUACGUAUUAGAAUUUUCACAUAGUCAUUAUGAAAUUUUAUUUAAAACAAAUCUCGGAACAAGAUUUCAAAACAUAACAGCUAGCCAUUUCAGAUAAACUUGCCUUGUAAGCUUGGCGAGUGUCAAGGCCUGUGAUGUUAAAAGUUAAGAAGCAAGCUCGAGUAGUCUAAGGGUACCUUACAGCUUCCAGAAAUGGAUUUAGUAAAAUUCUGUCGCAUGUUAAUUUCUGUAUAUGAGAUUUAAUGAAAAAAUCACAGUUUUUGCUUCCAUCUUUUAUCUAUUUUUCUUAAGGCUACUUCCCUUCCCUCCCCUGAUUUGUUUUUUUUGUUUUUUGUUUUUUACUGUGUUCAUCAGAUUUUACCGCAGGUAGUAUCUGAGGGACCAAAUUAAUUUAAAAUGGGUCCAUAAAUUAUCCCACCUAUUAUAAAGGAUUACUAAGCUAUUCCUGUGAGGAGCUGUUGAUGGGAACAGAUGUAUAGUAAAACUUUGUGUCUGUACAGUAAAAUCUUGCCCUACAUUUUAGCUUGUGCAUAAUGAGCAAAGUGAUGAGAUCAAGUUAUAUUAACCAGUUACUUGGCUGUGAGCUCCCAGUGUUUUAACAGUCAGUGAGAUGUCAGCAGUUUGGAGUAUCUUUGCAUUCUGAUAGAACUCUUUAAAGCAAUUUAAAUUUUGACACUUGAAAAGAUGGUUAAUCACUCCUUAAAAUGUGGCAUAGAAUUCACACGAGUUUUUGGUUUUAGGGGGUAAAAUGGUCGGGAAAGAUUUAUGUUGAGGAGCAUCUCCUAGUGACUCUAUGGUGCUUUGUCAUGGAAACUUCCUUACAAAUCAGUAGUAGAUCCUGUGUGUUUGAGUCCUCGUCCUCCCCAGAACUAAUCACAAAACAAAAAAAUAGUAUGAAUGAAGCAACCUUUUACCUUUUGUUCUAAAAUAAGGAUGACUUGGGAGUGACAGAAAUACUGGCUAUUGACACUGUUCUUUCUGUUCAGGCAGUUAUUAUUGUUGUGCUAGACUUCCAUGUUAUUAGUUUAUGAAAAUGCAAGUAGUAAAAACUUUGUGGCUUCAAGUAUACAGUAGAUGUGUGUUAACAAUCACUCAGGAUAAACCAACUUGUCCAAGUAUUAAUAGAUUCCUAGUAUUGGGGUGUGUCUGUGUGUUUUUGUGUGCCAGUGUUCAAUGAUUACUUUGAAACAAAUUCUUACUGUUUUCUUGCAGAUAGUGAAUACUUUUGGGAUGGAUAUUACUAGCUGGUUACUGAUGGAAAAAUACCAUAUGGUUAAAUAAAAUUGAGUAAUUUAACAUUUUUUUCCAUAGCAAAGAUUCCAGGAAAAAGCUAAUAGAGAUUUUUUAAUAAUUAAAUCAGAUACUCUUAAUACAUUUUAGAUUUACUAUGGUAGCUUUUAUUUGCUAUAAAAAAACCCUAACAACUAAAUUGAGGUACCCCAUGCUGCAUUUUUUAAAUUUGUAAUUCCUGUACUUUACAAUGAAUCUUUUGAUCUGUUUGUGUCCUUGUAAGAAUACAGGAUAUGCCGUCAAUUUUACUAGCAUAAAGAAACGUUCUGCAAGAGUUAAAAGGUUAUUUUCUUACUUUUUUCUGUCAUACCAGGUUUGUUUCUCUGAACUAAGGUUUCUGAGGAUUUUUACUACUUUAGCAUUAUGUAAUCUUUGUCACAGAAGGAGCAUAAGCAGCGAGUAGCCCACUUCUUGUGGACAAACAGGCGAGAGGACGUGGCGUGGUGGUGUGUCCCCUCCUCACCAGGACGGCUCUGCCUGCUGGGACCGACCCCGGGCAGUCAAGAUCCGGUUCUGGUGAAGGACGAAACCAAAUGGGUUUUUACCAACCGCGACCUCUGCUGUGUGAUGUCCUUUAACCUGGGACCAGGGGAAAAUCUUCAUUCUUAGACCUGAAGAUGGCACGUAUUGAAGAUCAUGUUAUUGGUGCAUGUAAGCCAUUAUCUUAACUGUCUUACUGAGCUGGUUAAUGCUGUUGACUGUUGUUGAAAUGUGAAAUGUAGUUACUAUUGACUUUGUAAAUACCUGCCAGAGAUGAAAUAUAAUUAUUUUAAAUCAUUGUAAAUAGAGAUGUAUAAAACUCAACACAAUCUGCAAUGCAGAAAACAAAUAUAUAUAUAUAAAUAUAUAAAGAUGUUAAAUAAAUAUUGUGCUGUUUCUGAACAGAAA
This is a messenger RNA of Calidris pugnax (ruff), 9496 nucleotides long. It is a transcript of the gene HYCC2, whose product is annotated as family with sequence similarity 126 member B. Gene Ontology annotation, biological process: protein localization to plasma membrane; phosphatidylinositol phosphate biosynthetic process. The coding region runs from base 313 to 2076 and encodes 587 amino acids. The record is from RefSeq and is a predicted model, not a curated record. The transcript is spliced from 14 exons. Gene Ontology annotation, cellular component: plasma membrane. NCBI's taxonomy places the organism in Eukaryota, Metazoa, Chordata, Aves, Charadriiformes, Scolopacidae.